Dromaius novaehollandiae (emu) is the source of this 1469-nucleotide messenger RNA. RefSeq names its product MAK16 homolog (gene MAK16). Gene Ontology annotation, biological process: maturation of LSU-rRNA; maturation of 5.8S rRNA. Gene Ontology annotation, cellular component: nucleolus; preribosome, large subunit precursor. Lineage: Eukaryota; Metazoa; Chordata; Aves; Casuariiformes; Dromaiidae. Bases 111 to 1007 code for a protein of 298 amino acids. The transcript is spliced from 10 exons. The record is from RefSeq and is a predicted model, not a curated record.
UCUGCUCUCGCGAGAUCCUGUGCUCUCGCGAGACCCUGCGCUCUCGCGAGCGCCGCCGCCGCCCCGCCCCUUCCGGCCAUGGCGGCGCGCUGAGGGCGCGGGCCGUCACCAUGCACUCGGACGACGUCGUGUGGGACACGCUCGGCAACAGGCAGUUCUGCUCCUACAAGAUCAAGACAAAAACCCAGAGCUUCUGCCGCAAUGAGUACAACCUCACGGGCCUGUGCAACCGCUCCUCCUGCCCGCUGGCCAACAGCCAGUACGCGACCAUCCGGGAGGAGAAAGGUCGGUGCUACCUGUACAUGAAGACGAUAGAGCGGGCCGCCUUCCCCCGCCGGCUGUGGGAGCGGGUCCUGCUGAGCAGGAACUAUGAGAAGGCGCUGGAAGAGAUAGAUGAGAACCUCAUCUACUGGCCGCGGUUCAUCCGGCAUAAGUGCAAGCAGCGCUUCACGAAGAUCACGCAGUACCUCAUCCGCAUCCGGAAGCUGACGCUCAAGCGACAGAGGAAGCUUGUUCCUUUAAGCAAAAAGAUUGAAAGGCGAGAGAAGAGGAGAGAGGAGAAAGCCCUGAUUGCUGCUCAGCUGGAUAAUGCCAUCGAGAAGGAAUUACUGGAGAGGCUGAAGCAGGAUACCUACGGAGACAUCUACAACUUCCCCAUUCACGCUUUUGACAAAGCUUUGCAGCAGCAGGAUGCAGAGAGUGAGAGCGACUCUGAUGUGGAGAAGGAAGAAGAGGAAGACGAGGACGCAGAUAAGAGGGAGUUUGUGGAAGCAGAUGACAGUGACCUCAGUGAUUUCGAGGACAUGGAUAAGUUGGAGACAAGUAGUGAGGAAGAGCAGGAAGACAAGUCCUUCAGCGAGGAAGAAGAAGAAAGAGAGAAGGAAACUGCUCGCUCCAAAUCCAAGGGGAAAACUCCCCUGAAAGGACCAGCCAGGAGAAAACGACCCUACAUUGAAAUAGAGUAUGAAGAAGAAACAGAACCAGCCACUAAAACAAAAACAACCUGACUCCUUCCUGGACUUGCAUUUUGUACAGAAUGAGAGGACUCCAGAUCUGUCACAAACUCCUCCAGCCUCCACCCAUCUGAGCAGGACCCUCAAAAAAGUCCCCCCCUGCUCCCCAGCAUUCUAGAUUAAUGACUUUCUUUAUCCGAGGUGAGAAGGAUUUUUGUCCCACCCCCAGGAAACCGUAGUGAGUUUGUGCAGCUCCUGCCUUAAGUGCAGUUUAGUGAAGAAGACUACCCACCUUCUUCGCAGCUACACUAAGCUGAGCCCAGACUCUGGCUCCAGAGAAGAACCUGAACUGGGGACACCACUGCUUUGUUCUAAAGCUGGAAAAGCCUGGAUGUGGCAAGGAAAACACCCCUUCUUUGGGCAGGUAUGGGGCUAACAGAGAGGGGAGGACAAAGACAGUAGCUUUAAAUAAAAAAAAUAUUUUAUUGUACAAAAAGCAGGGGGAACAGUGGCUCA